Messenger RNA from Biomphalaria glabrata, 516 nucleotides. RefSeq names its product craniofacial development protein 2-like. Lineage: Eukaryota; Metazoa; Mollusca; Gastropoda; Planorbidae. The record is from RefSeq and is a predicted model, not a curated record. Bases 1 to 516 code for a protein of 171 amino acids. The transcript has 2 exons.
AUGACGGCGUUGGAUCAAACCCAACUGGAAGUCCAAUGCCCGAUACAUGGCAAGCCCUUCAACGCAAAGAAACCGACUCUUAUAGGCACAUGGAAUGUAAGAACCCUAAACCAAUGUGGUAAACUGGCCCAGCUUUUAAGAGAGUUUGACUCUUACCGGCUGGUCAUCCUUGGCAUCUGCGAGAUGUGGUGGACAUCAAGUGGACAAAUAGUUAAUGAUGGCAAGCCAAUAAUAUAUUCAGGACACGAUAAGGAACACAUUGUUGGUGUAGGCAUCAUCAUGUCUAAAAUAGCAGCUUCAGCGCUAAUUGCUUGGAAGCCAAUCAGUGACAGCAUCAUUACAGCUCGACUCCAAACAAACCAAAUCAAAAUCACUACCAUCCAAUAUUACUUCGUGUCUGAGUGGAGUAAACCGCUUGGCUGUCAAACUGACGAGCUCGAGAUUGAAACUCGAUGGAGACACAGACGAAUACCCAAUCUUAGAGAAUUGAACCAGAACCCACAGAGCAGGCUUUAG